GUGGCUUCCCUUCAAAAUACAGACUCAUAAUGCAUGUCUUCAUCCACAUUGAUUGUGUGCAGGCACCUUCAUAUGUUUGUAAGUCAUGUGGUGAGGUAUUUCCCACUGAUGACUGCCUGAAAGAACAUUUUAGAAUGAGUGAGGGCGACCAAGCAUUAUCUGCUGCCAACAGUGAGAAACCUGAAUGUGGUGAUGACCGUGAAAACAAUAUCUCCUUGGAGUGUGUACGAGAAGGAAUCGUGGAACAGGCUGAGAAGAAAUCUUCAUCCACGGAAACCAAGAAAACUUUAAAGAAAUCCUUUAAUGACAUACAUAAUACAGAGCUCUGUACACAAUUCUGAGGUAGUGAAGAUUAAUUUUAUGCCUCAAAUCUUUUAAUUAUUUGUCUAUUUUAAAUAUCAUGUAACUACUGUACAAACAUCAGUGGGAAAACUGUCAUCAUGUAGUGUCAGAUAAUAAUUCCAAUUGUUUGUAUAAACAAGGACUGUUGAAAGAACUGUGUGGUUACUAGAAUAUGAAUUUAAU
Schistocerca americana (American grasshopper) is the source of this 525-nucleotide messenger RNA. RefSeq lists its product as uncharacterized. NCBI's taxonomy places the organism in Eukaryota, Metazoa, Arthropoda, Insecta, Orthoptera, Acrididae. The transcript is spliced from 2 exons. The record is from RefSeq and is a predicted model, not a curated record. Bases 30 to 341 code for a protein of 103 amino acids.